AUGGCACUUUCUAUCUACCGACAGGAGAACCUGGUGAAGCAUGAUCUUACUGUUUGGGGACAUGAAGUCCAUAUUCUCAAUACCUUGGUCAUCGUAACGCAACUGACAGCUUUGGGUAAUGGCGUCAUGCGACAAGUAAUUCACACUGCCCUUCGGAAAAGUGUUUCCUGGACAUCUGACGGUAGUAAUGAAGAUAAUCUGGCACUUGCAGAGGGUGACGUCUGCAUUGAACUUGAUGAUGACUUUUGGGCUCUCAAGCUAUCAUGGUUCCCCUCUUCUAAAAAACUUGCCACCAUUUUUGCCAUUGGUCGUCUCUGUGCCUUGCACAUUCUUCAGGUGCAAAAUGGGCCACACCCAAUCUCGCCAGCUCUUUUGAGCUUCAUCAUAAAUGGUGUCUCAUCUCUGACAACUUCAGAAUCAAACCAUUUGUGGCUUGGCAACAAUCUAUUCCCUACUUUAGCCAACAUUAUCAAGUCACUGCCCACCGAGGACGAGAAUGUGUCCAACCUUGUCAUGGAUGGAUUUGGUGAGAUUCGAGGCACCCCAUCAGAACACUGGCCAAUGGUACGCCGGGACUUGAUUUGUGCUGCUCUGCUCGGUUACUCCCAUGAUGAGUUUGUCAACUCCCAAGAGUACCAGGCUUUUAAAGAUGGAUUUGACCUCCAUGUGACGUCAUCCAUUCCUUCGCUCUCUGAGAUUUUACAACCAAGUUUCAGUAGCAUUCUUCGAUUGAUCUAUGAUUGCCAUCCAACUGCUGAUGUCUUGGAGAAUAUGCUAUGCUUUGAGGUUGAUGGUGAUGAAAACUUUCAUGCUCGAUUGUCUCCCUAUCUUCACACAUUCAAACGCGCUGUCCUGAAGUAUUUGAAUGGCAAAGGCCACCCCUGUGUUAGUGGAAUUCCCUUGGUGCCGGCAGACCCUCUAGCACGAUUUAUGGUCAAUGUUACACAGCAUGUCCCAGCUGAUGCCACGUUCAAUGGUCAUCUAAACCCAGAAACCGAUCUCAUUCCGCCCAUUGCACAUGCCUGCAUGCUUAGGCUUGACAUAUUCAUGAACCCGCCACUCAUGAACUGGUUGUGUGCACCAUUCUAG
Messenger RNA from Suillus subalutaceus, 1089 nucleotides. RefSeq lists its product as uncharacterized. The record is from RefSeq and is a predicted model, not a curated record. The coding region runs from base 1 to 1089 and encodes 362 amino acids. Lineage: Eukaryota; Fungi; Basidiomycota; Agaricomycetes; Boletales; Suillaceae. The transcript has 7 exons.